Molecule: messenger RNA, 2439 nt
Organism: Spirometra erinaceieuropaei
Lineage: Eukaryota; Metazoa; Platyhelminthes; Cestoda; Diphyllobothriidea; Diphyllobothriidae
Source: the annotation of a GenBank genome assembly
AUGCCUCACUCCGAUCAACAACUUGAUGCCCCCGCCCAGUCCCUUCGUGCAAUCAAUUUUACUUUGCCUGAAUUCUGGCAACACGCUCCAGAACUUUACUUCAUCCGCAUAGAAUCAGCCUUUUAUUCUGCCAACGUUACCAAGGAGCUAGCAAAAUACCACAAACUCGUGGAAGUCCUCCCCGCUAGUGUCAUCUCUCAAGUUCAGUCCUUGCUAGCUAAUCCUCCUGCAGAUGUUCCCUACUCCGCGUUAAAGGUAGAAAUCCUCCGACUUAAUUCUGUGUCUGACCGACAGAGGUAUCACCAGUUAAUUAAGGAGGAGUCACUGGGUGACCGGAAGCCCUCAGAGCUUCUACGUCGGAUGCGCUGUCUCCUUGGAGACAUGCAAGUUGAGGAUAAAUUUGUCAAGGAGAUGUUCCUGGAGCGUCUGCCCACAGAUGUUCAAACGAUCCUGGCGUCCGGCUCUCAGGAUCUCACAGUGUCACAGUUGGCUGAGAUGGCGGAUCGAAUGAGAGGUGUAACGAUUCCAGUCACCUUCCGUUGCCCAGAUCUCAUCCUCAUCGUCAGUGAAUGAGCAUUUACUAAAACAUGUGUCGGCCAUGGCAGAUAAGAUGGCCUCUCUUAAAAUACAGCUCGCCCGCCUAACUUCCAGUUGCUCACGCAGUCGUCGUCGUUCUCGUUCGCGACCUCGGACUGCUGAUACUUUCUGGUACCACACUAAUUUCGGCGUAAAGGGCCGUCGCUGUUCCUCACCUUGCUCUUUUAAGCCAAAACAGGGAAACCAGUCAGCCAGAGAAUAGAUGCGACCGUUUCCUCUGGCUCCUCUGGCUCUGGUCGCACCUUCUAUGUUUGCGACACUGCGACUCGCAGACGUUUUCUGGUGGACACUGGAGCUCAAAUCAGUGUUGUUCCCCCAACUGCAGCUGAUCGUCGUUUCCCUAGUCCUGGUCUUCAUCUUCAAGCUGCUAACUGUUCCCCAAUUCCCACUUUUGGCAGUCUGUCCCUCACCCUGAACAUUGGCCUUCGUCGGUCAUUUACUUGGAUCUUUGUGAUUGCUCAUGUCCCUCAUGCAAUCCUCGGCUCGGACUUCCUUGCCGAGUUUGAUCUCCUUGUUGACUGUCGACGUGCCCGUCUCCUCGACCGCACCAGCGGUCUGUUCGUCCGUGGACUAACUCCAUUUACUGCCCCCACCAACUUAUCUGUCCUGGAUACAGAUAUUGCUAGUCCUUUUCGGCAACUGCUGCUUAGUCACCCCAACAUAAUUAACGCCCAGUUUCGCAGUGGUGAAGUUCAACAUGAUGUUGUGCACCAUAUCCGCACCUCAGGUCCUCCCGUGUUUGCUCGACCGAGACGACUAGCACCUGAGCGUUUUCAGGCCGCGAAGGCGGAGUUUGAACACAUGCUGCAACUGGGAAUAAUUCGACCGUCCGAGAGCCCUUGGGCGUCCCCACUGCACAUGGUGCCCAAGGCAACAUCAGGCGACUGGCGGCCCUGUGGUGACUAUCGCGCCCUCAACAAUGCGACCAUCCCGGAUCGUUAUCCCGUCCCUCAUCUUCAAGAUUUUGCUGGAGCUCUUUUCGGCAAAUCGGUUUUCUCGAAGAUUGACCUUGUUCGGGCCUUCCAUCAGAUUCCUGUCGCUCCUGAGGAUGUUCCCAAAACUGCCGUCACCACACCAUUCGGCCUGUUCGAAUUUAUUCUCAUGCCAUUUGGUCUUCGCAAUGCUGCCCAAACAUUUCAGAGGUUCAUUGAUCGAGUCCUACGUGGUCUCCCGUUUGUGUACGCCUACAUCGAUGACCUCUUGGUGGCCAGUCGAAAUGCCGAGGAACACAAAGAGCAUCUUGCCUUAGUGUUUGACCGCCUCGAUCAGUUUGGCGUGGUCAUUAACCCUUCCAAGUGUGUUCUGGGUGUGCCGUCCCUUGAUUUUCUUGGUCACCAUAUCGAUGCACAAGGUUUGCGUCCCCUCUCUUCCAAGGUUGAGGCCAUUCGUGACUUUCCUCCACCAACCUCCAAGCGUCAGCUGCAACGUUUCCUUGGCAUGGUAAACUUUUAUCGCCGGUUCCUACCGAACUGUGCCGACCUUAUGCUGCCACGCACCAACUUGCUCUCUGGUCCCAAGGGUCCCCUUGAGUUACGUGGCCACGCGCUGACUGCAUUUGAGAGAAUAAAGACCUCCCUUGCUGAUGCUACCUUGCUCACUCAUCCUGCUCCAGAAGCCCCAUUGUCCCUGAUGGUUGAUGCUUCGACCGUUGCCGUAGGAGCAGUCCUCCAACAGCAUAUCAACAACUCGACACGACCGUUGGCAUUCUUCUCCAAGAAGCUUUCACCUGCCGAGACGAGACAUAGCACGUUUGGCCGUGAACUUCUUGCCAUUUACCUAGCCGUAAAACAUUUCCGACACUUCCUUGAGGGUCGUGACUUCACCAUUUUCACAGACCACUAA